Messenger RNA from Penicillium psychrosexuale, 255 nucleotides. RefSeq lists its product as uncharacterized. Bases 1 to 255 code for a protein of 84 amino acids. Lineage: Eukaryota; Fungi; Ascomycota; Eurotiomycetes; Eurotiales; Aspergillaceae. The record is from RefSeq and is a predicted model, not a curated record. The transcript has a single exon.
AUGUCUCUUCAGAACACCAUCCCCGCCGAGUCCUAUUCGGGUACCCUUGACGGCAUCAGUUUCUUUUGGAGCCCAAACGCAAUUUUCAACCUACCUGGAAGCGCUGCAACCUACCAGGCGGAAUUGAAUGUAUUGAAGAGUGCCACCGAGCAAGUGGCUGUCGCGUGUGCUCGAAGGAUAGGGAAAACCUCUGUCCGCAUCUUGUAUGAGGCCAUAUUCAAUCCUAGGCUCGAUCACAUUCAUAAAGUAUCCUAA